GAAGGAAGGCAGGCGAGGAGGAGCGAGCGCCGGGGCGCGGGCGGGAGCAGCCGGGCCGCGGACGCGCCAGCGGGAGGCCGGCCGCAGUCGCGUUUUUUGCCGCCGCACAGGCUCGCCUGGGGAUGUCCGAGCCCGCGCCUCGCGGCUCCGGAGCUCCACACGGCGCCCGCCGUCCCGGCCUCUAAGGGCCGCUACGUCCCGGCGGCGCGCGCGGGCUCAGGGCGGCUUAGUGCCGGUGCGGAGCGCGCCAGGAGGUGGCCCGGAGGGCUGCCCCAGGCUCGGCGGGCUGCCCCAGGCUCGGCGCAUACCCUAGCACCGCGGCCGGCGCCCGGCCAGGAGGAUGCGCGGUGUGGGGCUCUGAAGCAUGGAGGGGGUUCUGUACAAGUGGACCAACUAUCUCACAGGUUGGCAGCCUCGUUGGUUUGUUUUAGAUAAUGGAAUCCUAUCCUACUAUGAUUCACAGGAUGAUGUUUGCAAAGGGAGCAAAGGAAGUAUAAAGAUGGCAGUUUGUGAAAUUAAAGUUCAUUCAGCAGACAACACAAGAAUGGAAUUAAUCAUUCCAGGAGAGCAGCAUUUCUACAUGAAGGCAGUAAAUGCAGCUGAAAGACAGAGGUGGCUGGUUGCUCUGGGGAGCUCCAAAGCAUGUUUGACUGAUACAAGGACUAAAAAAGAAAAAGAAAUAAGUGAAACCAGUGAAUCUCUGAAAACCAAAAUGUCUGAACUUCGCCUCUACUGUGACCUCCUGAUGCAGCAAGUUCAUACGAUCCAGGAAUUUGUGCACCAGGAUGAGAAUCAUUCAUCUCCCAGUGUAGAGAGCAUGAAUGAAGCUUCUUCUCUGCUUAGUGCCACAUGUAAUACAUUCAUCACAACGCUUGAGGAAUGUGUGAAGAUAGCAAAUGCCAAGUUUAAACCUGAGAUGUUUCAACUGCCCCAUCCGGAUCCCUUAGUUUCUCCUGUGUCACCUUCACCUGUUCAAAUGAUGAAGCGUUCUGUCAGCCACCCCGGUUCUUGCAGUUCAGAGAGAAGUAGCCAUUCUACAAAAGAACCAGUGUCUACACUUCACCGACUCUCCCAGCGACGCCGAAGAACCUACUCGGAUACAGACUCUUAUAAUGAUAUUCUGCUUGAAGACCCAGAUAGACCUGUUCACUGUUCAAGAAAUACACUUAAUGGAGAUUUAGCAUCAGCAACCAUUCCUGAAGAAAGCAGACUUACAGCCAAAAAAAAAUCUGAAUUGGAAGAUCCUCUUCCAUCCUUCUCUUCCUGAGGAAACCGAAGCGUCCGACUUCCUCUGAGUAUUGCUAUGCAAAAGCUGCUGUAAUUAAACUGUUGUUAUAGGGGGUAGUUUUUCCCUUUACUUAAGAUUUCUCUGCACUUUAUAGAAUAUUGUAAAACAAACAAAAUACAGCCCACAUACUUUUGAAGUGUAUUUU
Cynocephalus volans (Philippine flying lemur) is the source of this 1433-nucleotide messenger RNA. It is a transcript of the gene PLEKHA3, whose product is annotated as pleckstrin homology domain containing A3. The transcript has 8 exons. The record is from RefSeq and is a predicted model, not a curated record. Gene Ontology annotation, cellular component: early endosome; recycling endosome; trans-Golgi network. Lineage: Eukaryota; Metazoa; Chordata; Mammalia; Dermoptera; Cynocephalidae. Gene Ontology annotation, biological process: endosome organization; retrograde transport, endosome to Golgi; receptor recycling. Bases 365 to 1267 code for a protein of 300 amino acids.